CGACACACUCCCGCCGGAAGUGAAACUGCUGUAGUGACGCUCGCGUCGUUCGUCUUGUUUAUCUUCUUCGAGAUGAAUGCUAGUCGACUUCGCCUAUAUUUAUUGAAUUCUCACUAAGUAACUAUCAUUUCGCCUAUGUUAGUGAGUUAUUAAGGUGUUUAGAGCGUGUUUGUUCCGGACAGCGGCCGUUAACGGGACUGUGUAAGGGUUUGUCGGGUGUCUUGGCCUGUGCUCACAUACGCUCGUACAGGCUGUUUUAUAUUUCACACAUCUAUCCUUUUAUUUCUCGGGAGUUUAGUGUCUUUAUUUAUAUUUGUGUAAUAUAUCAUGGCUGUUGUCAACGAAGGAGCUCUUAAAAAGAUGCUGAAGCAAUAUAAAUACAGAGAUCUGACUGUCCGAGAGAUAACAAACGUCAUCUCUCAGUACAAAGACCUCAAACCAGUUAUGGAUGCAUACGUGUUUAAUGACGGAUCAUCCAGAGACUUGAUGAGCCUCACAGGAACUGUUCCAGUUAGUUAUAGAGGGAACGUGUACAACAUCCCUGUGUGCUUGUGGCUGCUGGAUACGUAUCCCUACAAUCCGCCGAUAUGUUUUGUGAAGCCCACCAGUGCGAUGAUGAUCAAGACCGGCAAACACAUCGACGCCAACGGCAAGAUCUACCUGCCCUACCUGCACGAAUGGAAACAUCCUCAGUCGGAUCUGUACGGGCUCAUCCAGGUCAUGAUCGUGGUGUUUGGUGAAGAGCCGCCCGUGUUCUCCAGACCCACCACACAACCUCCUUACCAGGCCUUCCAAGCGGCCGGACCCCCGAAUCAGUCCUAUAUGCCAGGAAUGCCGGCGGUAUCUCCCUACGGGCCCAACCCAAACCCUUGUGGUUACCCAGGUUACCCUUACCCAGGAGGCAAUGCUUAUCCUGCCACAGGCGGUCCAGCACAUUACACGUCCCAGACUCCCGUCACUACCGUGGGUCCAAGUCGUGAUGGCACCAUCGGCGAGGACACCAUUCGAGCAUCGCUGAUCUCAGCCGUGAGCGACAAACUGCGCUGGAGAAUGAAAGAGGAGAUGGACAGAGCGCAAGCCGAGCUGGACGCCCUGAAGAGAACCGAGGAAGAUCUGAAGAAAGGACACCAGAAGCUGGAAGACAUGGUGUCCCGCCUGGACCAGGAAGUGGCUGAGGUGGACAGAAAUAUUGAGCUACUCAAGAAGAAGGACGAGGAACUGAGCGAAGCUCUGGAGAAGAUGGAGAACCAGUCGGAAAACAACGACAUCGAUGACGUGAUCAUCCCAACGGCCCCGCUCUACAAGCAGAUCCUGAACCUGUACGCGGAGGAGAAUGCCAUAGAGGACACCAUCUUUUACUUGGGAGAAGCCCUGCGCAGGGGAGUCAUCGACCUGGAGGUCUUCCUCAAGCAUGUGCGUCUGCUGUCCCGGAAACAGUUCCAGCUGCGAGCGCUCAUGCAGAAAGCCCGAAAGACGGCCGGACUCAGUGACCUUUACUGACCUCGCGCUCCCGCUCGGAUCGCACGUGCCAGACUCGGAUCUAGUCGCUCUGUGGUGGUAUGUCAGUGGGGAGUUCAGCCCGUUUUACGAUCUUUUACUUCUGUGAGAGUUUUAGCUACUGUACCUGCUUUUAUUUUCUCGAUUUGGAAGAGGCAAAAUGGGUAUGACAUUUAAACUCUGAAAGGUAAAAACUAGAGCAGAGCGUUAGAAGCAAAUGAGACGUCAUAGACUUCGUUCCUUCUUUCAUUUGAGCUUCUCGCGUUAAACCGGCAGGCGUUCGGGUCUUCGGCUUUAGAUACUACUGUUACUAACCGUACAAAGCGAAAACUUCUAAAAUGCGCAGGAAGCGUGUGAGGAAACGCUCUCAAAUGUGGAUAGCAACUUGUGUUUUCAUUCAGGCACCGUUACGAAGAUGUUGUCAUACCAUGGGAAUCUCACAGGAAAAUUCGCCUCAAAAUAAAUAAAAUAUUUUCUGCUGAAAAUUACGAAGGAUUAUUAAGAUUUUUUUUACAUUGUGUAAAGUAUUAGGGACAUUUAAGUUAAAUUUAGGUGCAUUUCACUCCCGAAAAUAAUAGGAAAUAAGUCAAUACUGUAAUACAGUAAUAAAAAUAAUCCAGUCCAAACAUAGUUUUAUAUUAAAACCAGCACAAAUUGCAUUUUGUUAAACAGGUUCUAUAUUUGAAAUAUAUUUUAGAAUUACAUUUUUCUUUACAGUGAGAAUUUGACUUGAGGGAAAUGGGCUUUAUCAUGAUGCAAAACAAUUUUUCUGCAUGUUUUCUUUACUCAAAAUAACCUAUUAGCCUAUUAUCAUUAAUAGCCUAUUCAUUUCUUUUUGGAUUUUGGGGUGAAAUAUAUAAUUUAUCGACAGCUUCUGUGAGAUUCACCCAAUUUAUGGAGAAGAGUGACAACUUAUGGUUCCGUAUUUCAAUUCUAUGUUGCCGAAUUUAUUAUUUAUCUCAUUGCAGUUCCAGAUUUAUUGGUAUGUUGUUACAAAUGUAUAUCAUUUCGCUGUACAAAGUUUGGUUUGUGACUAAUAAUGUUUGAAACCUGAAAAGCUAUAAACUGUACUGUACUUUUCUUUCAAAAGUCAAAAGAAAUGAGCAUUUCUUACUCGUUGCAUUUCAGUCGUUUGUUUUAAUGCACUUUUGGGAGGUGAAUUAGAUUUUUAAGUCUCGAGCUGUUUCUUACUGAGACUUUACCCCCUUAUCUGCUAAUAUUUGUUCUUAUUUGUACCAGGCUGUAGAUUAUGAUGUUGGCCAGAUCAAUAAAAGAACAUGAUCUUGAAUCAUGAUAGAUUUGUGAA
Molecule: messenger RNA, 2803 nt
Organism: Puntigrus tetrazona (Sumatra barb)
Lineage: Eukaryota; Metazoa; Chordata; Actinopteri; Cypriniformes; Cyprinidae
Gene: tsg101a
Product: tumor susceptibility 101a
Exons: 10
Coding region: 328-1500 (390 amino acids)
Biological process (GO): endosome to lysosome transport; protein modification process; protein transport
Cellular component (GO): ESCRT I complex
Molecular function (GO): ubiquitin binding
Source: RefSeq, a predicted model, not a curated record